This is a messenger RNA of Microcebus murinus (gray mouse lemur), 2455 nucleotides long. RefSeq names its product ADAM metallopeptidase domain 33 (gene ADAM33). NCBI's taxonomy places the organism in Eukaryota, Metazoa, Chordata, Mammalia, Primates, Cheirogaleidae. The record is from RefSeq and is a predicted model, not a curated record. Gene Ontology annotation, molecular function: metalloendopeptidase activity. Gene Ontology annotation, biological process: proteolysis.
GCCGCGAGCUGAGCCGGCAGCCGGGAGCCGCGCGGCUUAGAGGCAGAGGCGCUCGCAGCUAUGGGCCGGGGGUCCCGGAGAGCUCGGGGGUCGCCGGUGCUCCUGCUGCUGCUCCUGUGGCCGGUGCCAGGCGCUGGGGUGCUUCCAGGAAACACCCCUGGAAAACCAGUCACCGCCCACUGGCUCCUGGAUGGACGACGCUGGCACAUGGUCACCCUGGAGGAGCUGGUCUUGAAGCCAGACUCAGGGCUGGUGGCCUUGGAGGCUGAAGGCCAGGAGCUUGUGCUUGAGCUGGAGAAGAAACACAGGCUGCUGGCCCCCGGAUACACAGAAACCCACUACAGCCCAGAUGGGCAGCCAGUGGUGCUGGCCCCCAGCCACACGGAUCAUUGCCACUACCAUGGGCGCGUGAGGGGCUUCCCUGCCUCCUGGGUGGUCCUCAGCACCUGCUCUGGGAUGAGCGGCCUCAUCGUGCUCAGCAGCAAUGCCAGCUACUAUCUGCGCCCCUGGCCUCCUGGGGACUCCGAGGACUCCUCAACGCACAGGAUCUUCCGGACGGAGCAGCUGCUUACCUGGAAAGGGGACUGUGGCCACAGGGACUCUGGGGACAAAAGGGACAUGGACAGCCUUCCUCGUGCCCGGCAGAGCAGGGACAGGCGAGAGGCCCGCAGGAGCCCGAGGUACCUGGAGCUGUACCUGGUGGCUGACCACAGCCUGUUCUUGACCCAGCAAAGAAACUUGAACCGCACCAAACAGCGUCUCCUGGAGGUCGCCAACUAUGUGGACCAGAUCCUCAGGACGCUGGACAUUCAGGUGGUGCUGAGUGGCCUGGAAGUGUGGACCGAGCAGGACCGCAGCCGCGUCUCGCCGGACGCGAACGCCACGCUCUGGGCUUUCCUGCAGUGGCGCCGGGGACUGUGGGCGCGGCGGCCACACGACUCGGCGCAGCUGCUCACGGGCCGCGCCUUCCGGGGCGACACCGUGGGACUGGCGCCCGUCGAGGGCAUGUGCCGCGCCGAGAGCUCUGGAGGCGUGAGCACGGACCACUCGGAGCUCCCCAUUGGCGCCGCGGCCACCGUGGCCCACGAGAUAGGCCACAGCCUGGGCCUCAGCCACGACCCCGACGGCUGCUGCGUGGAGGCCGCGGCCGAGCAAGGCGGCUGCGUGAUGGCGGCGGCCACCGGGCACCCGUUCCCGCGCGCGUUCAGCGCCUGCAGCCGCCGCCAGCUGCGCGCCUUCUUCCGCAAGGGGGGCGGCGCGUGCCUCUUCAAUGCCCCGGGGCCGGGGCUGCUGGUGCCGCCUGCGCGCUGCGGGAACGGCUUCGUGGAGGCAGGCGAGGAGUGCGACUGCGACCCCAGCCAGGAGUGCCGGGACCUCUGCUGCUUCUCUCACAACUGCUCUCUGCGCGCGGGGGCCCAGUGUGCCCACGGGGACUGCUGCACGCGCUGCCUGCUGAAGCCAGCAGGUGUGCUGUGCCGCCAGGCGGCAGGGGACUGUGACCUUCCUGAAUUCUGCACGGGCGCUUCCCCCAACUGCCCCCUGGACAUUUAUCUACUGGAUGGCUCGCCCUGCGCCAGGGGCCGUGGCUACUGCAGGGAUGGCGCGUGUCCCACGCUUGAGCAGCAGUGCCAGCAGCUCUGGGGGCCUGGUUCCCGCCCAGCACCAGAGGCCUGUUUCCAGGUGGUGAACUCUGCAGGAGACCCUCGUGGGAACUGUGGCCAGGACAGUGAGGGCUACUUCCUGCCUUGUGCACAGAGGGAUGCUGGGUGUGGGAAGCUGCAGUGUCAGGGUGGAGAGCUGAGCCCACUCGCCCCACACAUGGUGCCGGUGGACUCCACCGUUCACCUAGAUGGCAGCGAGGUGACCUGUCGGGGAGUCUUUGCACUCCAAGGUGCCCAGCUGGAUCUGCUUGAUAUGGGCCUCGUAGAGCCAGGCACACAGUGUGGACCUAGCAUGGUGUGCCAGGACAGGCGCUGCCAGAACACGACCUUCCAGGACCUGGAGCACUGCCUGACCACCUGCCAUGGCCAUGGGGUUUGUAAUAGCAACCAUAACUGCCACUGUGCUCCAGGCUGGGCUCCACCCUUCUGUGACAAGCCCGGCUUUGGCGGCAGCAUAGACAGCAGCCCUGUGCAGCCUGAAAGCCAUGACACCUUCCUGCCAGCCAUGCUCCUUAGCUUCCUGCUGCCUCUGCUCCCUGGGGCUGGCCUGGCCUGGUGCUGCUACCGACUCCCAGGAGCCCAUCUCCAGCGAUGCCCCUGGGGCUGGAGGAGGGACCCCACAUGCAGCGGGGACCACCCCCUGUGCAGUGUUCGCCCUACGGACUUGGGCCCCACAGCCACCAGAGAGCCCCGGCCCAUGGACCCUGAGAACCCUGCCAGAGCCCAACAGCCUCCCUGAGAAGCCUGGGCCCUGUAGCCCCACCUGACCCCCAAGCAGGUCAAGUCCAGAAGCC